AUGGAAAAGGAAGACCUCUGGCAUUCUUUAGGGAAAACCUAGGAAACUGAUAAUUGGUUAGAAGGGCAACAGAAAAACCAGGAUAGACAUGUGGGUCAGGUGACAGUUACCCAUAUAAACCCUCAGAGGGGAGUAUGAGGAGGUAACGAAUUUGAAAGAUAUUCCUGUCAGUGUUCAGUCAUUGAUAUACAACAAAGUACUCCUAUAGGGAAAAGGCCCUGUUAUCAGAAUUCCCAAAAGAUAUCAAAUAAAAUUCUGAAUUAAGAUUCAAAGAAUGUAGGAAAGAAAAUUUAUGAAUGUAAUGAAUGUGGGAAAGCCUUUAGCCAGAACUCAUACCUUCUUAAGCACCAGAGGAUUCAUACUGGGGAGAAACACUAUAAGUGUAAUGUAUUUGGGAAGUACUUCAUUGAAUGCACAUCCCUUACUGGACAUCAAAGAAGUCAUACUGGAGAGAAACCCUACAAAUGUAAUGAAUGUGGCAAAACCUUCAGUCAAAGCAUGAACCUUACUGUUCAUCAAAGAACUCAUACUGGGGAAAAACCUUAUCAGUGUAAAAAGUGUGCAGAAACUUUCCACAAGAAUUCAUCCCAUCAGCACAAAAAGAUUCAUACUGGAGAGCAACCCUACAAAUAAUGUGGGAAAGCUUUUACCCAAAGUAUGAAUCUCACAGUGCAUCAGAGAACUCAUACAGAAGAAAAACCCUAUGAAUGUAACGAAUGUGGGAAGUCUUUCACUCAAAGUAUGCAUCUUAUUGUACAUCAGAGUAGUAGUACUGGAGAGAAACCCUAUGAGUGCAGUGAAUGUGGGAAAGCCUUUAGUAAGAGUUCAACUCUUACUCUGCAUCAACAAAAUCAUACUGGAAAAAAAACCUACAAAUGUAAAUGUGGGAAAUCCUUUAGCCAAAGUACAUACCUUAUAGAACAUCAGAGACUUCAUUCUAGAAUAAAACCCUUUGAAUGUAAUCAGUGUAGAAAAGCAUUCAGUGAGAAUUCAUCUCAUACUCAACAUUAGAGGAGUCAUAGAGAGAAGCCUUAUGAGUGUAAUGUAUGUGGAAAACAUUUCACUGGGCGAUCAUCUCUUAUUGUACAUGGGGUUAUUCAUACUGGAGAGAAACCUUAUGAAUGCAAUGAAUGUGGACAGGUCGACCUUAUUGAGCAUCAAAUAAUUCAUACUGGUGAGAAACCCUAUGAAUGUGAUCAGUGUGGCUAAGCUUUCAUAAAGAAUUCAUCCCUUAUAGUGCAUCAGAGAACUCAUACAAGCGAGAAACUCUAUCAGUGUAAUGAAUGUGGGAAAGUUAGUUGUAGUACAAAGGUUACACAACAUCAGAGAACUCGUACAUGA
Molossus molossus (Pallas's mastiff bat) is the source of this 1341-nucleotide messenger RNA. RefSeq names its product ZFP2 zinc finger protein (gene ZFP2). NCBI's taxonomy places the organism in Eukaryota, Metazoa, Chordata, Mammalia, Chiroptera, Molossidae. Gene Ontology annotation, molecular function: DNA-binding transcription repressor activity, RNA polymerase II-specific. Gene Ontology annotation, biological process: negative regulation of transcription by RNA polymerase II. The record is from RefSeq and is a predicted model, not a curated record.